AUGGAGAAUGAUGGCCAAAUCUGGAAGGCACCGCAGCUCCUGUUAGCCACUGUGGCCCUGGUGGCCUUCAGCUACCAAGGAAAAAGAAAAACAUUUAUAAGUAUCAAAGAAGUAAGUGCAAUGGAGGCUUACGUGAAGGAAACCUUAGAGUAUGUCACAGAGGAAUACAACAAAGAAAGUGAAGAUUUGUACAACUUCAGGAUCCUCCGCAUCCUAAAGAUUGAGAGGCAGGUGACAAACCACUUGGAAUUUCACAUCACGGUGGAAAUGGAGAGGACCACCUGCUUGAAGACAGAGAAUAACCUCUGUGAUGUCCAGAAAGGGGAACUUUUCAAGAAAAUCAAGUGCUAUUUCUCAGUGUAUGCUGUGCCUUGGCUUGAAAGAUACAAGAUUCAGAAGAACUGUACCAGCAGCAGCUGA
Acomys russatus (golden spiny mouse) is the source of this 420-nucleotide messenger RNA. RefSeq names its product cystatin 11 (gene Cst11). The record is from RefSeq and is a predicted model, not a curated record. Gene Ontology annotation, molecular function: cysteine-type endopeptidase inhibitor activity. NCBI's taxonomy places the organism in Eukaryota, Metazoa, Chordata, Mammalia, Rodentia, Muridae. Gene Ontology annotation, biological process: defense response to Gram-negative bacterium. Gene Ontology annotation, cellular component: sperm flagellum; cytoplasm; nucleus.